Pocillopora verrucosa is the source of this 1468-nucleotide messenger RNA. RefSeq lists its product as uncharacterized. NCBI's taxonomy places the organism in Eukaryota, Metazoa, Cnidaria, Anthozoa, Scleractinia, Pocilloporidae. The record is from RefSeq and is a predicted model, not a curated record.
CAGAACUAGGUCAAACGGAAACAAUUCGCCCAUACACAAAGUGAUAUGUCUGGAGGAGGUGGCUGGUUUGUAUUUAUUGAACUGAUUCGUCAAGUCAAGUAAAGAUAAAGACUUGCGGAAUCUACUAAUGAGAAUUGGAUUUCAUGACCUAAGGAUUCAUUGCAUUACAUGGAGGAGGACAUUAAGUGCAGAAUAGAUUGGAGUACAAAACAAUUUUGACAAAACAAGGGCAGGACAAAGGAAAUAAAUUGAAAGAACUGAAGUGAUUAGCAAGAUGUGGGCUUUCGAGUUCAGAGGGAAACAAUCAAGUAAGAGAGAGAUCCAACUUGACUGCGCGGUUUAGAGAACCUUUGUAGUAACAUUGUGCUAUUUUUAUCAAGUAAGUUGAAGCCGGUUUAGAAAAGGGUCUUUUUAAAAUUAAAUUCUCAUGAAGAAUAAGCGCGGAAAAAAAAAGAGUAAAGGCAAGAACUGUCAAAGGUAUGGCAGAGAAAACACAGCUAACGCCAGUGAAAUGAAUUCGCUUACAGAAAAGGUCAAGGACAUAAAAUCAGGUAGAUUUCAGUUCAGUCUUGUUGGUGAUGAUCAUUACAGUUUUUACGAGAGAACUUCAGUGAAACUCGAGGCCAAGAAGGGAUGUAAAAGUUCUGAAUGUUCUAUUGAGAAUGAAGGAGUACAAACGAAAUCCAAGGAGACUAAAGGUCAACAUAGAUCGGCUUUGCCGCCUUUGAAAGAUUUAACAAAAUCACAACAACGGAAGCAGUUGACAAGAAACGCUUGUGGUCAAUCGAAACUCGAUACGACACUUCGAAACGACGGAAAUCACAGGAAAGAAAACAUUACCUCAACCUCCUCUGAGAAGUCAAAGACGCUUGCGAGCGUAUCUUUUGUAGGUAUAUACGAUUUGGAUGACAUGAAUAACACCCAAGUAAACAGGGAAUAUGGUGUUUUAAACUUAGACAAUGAAAAAAAGGUUGAAGGAGAAAGCGAUGAAGACAAAUCCAGAGAACAGGUCGAAAAAACGUCAGGGUAUGUAAUUCAAACUUUAACGCUUGAAGGGGAGAGUCAUUUCAAUAGGAAGGAAUCACUCCAUAAUAAACUCAUCCUUCCUGGAAUAAAACAGAACAAAAAGUUUAUUGGCGAUAAAGUUGAAACAUUUCAGAGACGCGAAACAUUGUUUAAAGAAAGAGAAAAAAACAACAGACUUCCAAGCUUAGUUCAUAGUAACCAGAGACCUCCUAGGAUUGUUCAACGCUUUUCAAAACGGAUUCAGGGCAAUCGUAGGGGAAAAACUCGAACAAAUCAUAAGUCUUUUGAACAAGUUUAUUUAGAGAGAGAAAUUCCUCGGUUGCCACUUGUUUUAAAUGGACGAAUAACUCAAUUUUGAUUUCCUCAAACUCUACUUUAAUUACGAUUGGUUGUAUGCAAGUCUCUUCUUUUCUUUCCAUUUCCGUGAUUCACAGUGCAGUCA